Molecule: messenger RNA, 2500 nt
Organism: Megalobrama amblycephala (Wuchang bream)
Lineage: Eukaryota; Metazoa; Chordata; Actinopteri; Cypriniformes; Xenocyprididae
Exons: 4
Coding region: 522-1811 (429 amino acids)
Source: RefSeq, a predicted model, not a curated record
AUUGGAGAUUGGCAUUUAUGUAUGUGAAACUUAGCCAAAAGAAGUAAUACAAAUAUAAAACCCUUUUUCAAUUUCUUUAUCUGUAUAAAUUAAACCAAACAAACAUCUCUUACCCAAAUAAAGAAACUGAAAGUUCACAUAUAUACACGUACAAAAACGUUCCCAUUUUUGUGUAAUAACGGGGUGAAUUGGUUGAAUCGGUUCACAAAACCUGAGCGAUUCAGACGUGAUCGGUUCGUGUAUCGUCUGCUUCGUAAUGAACCAUAGUGUUUGAAAUGUACUUUAUUGUGUAGCAUUUUAUCAAAAAAACAUACAAAAUAGCCCAUGUUUUAUAUAUUUGUAAAACGUGCAUAAAUUGUGUUUUAUGAACACGACAAGUUAAAUCAAGAGCAAGUUAAAAGAGAGAAAAAUAAUACUAAAAGGGAAGUCAAGUAGGACCAAACACUGAAUUUGCGCAUGCGCAGUAGAUCCAUCAUCUAGCAACAGAAGCUAAUGGAUAGAGAGGAUCGUCUUUUUUAAAGAUGGAGGUUCGUAAAAAGAAAGUGGCGGCCGCAGGACGGGUGAUAAUGGACGUCAUCCAGGCUGAAUGGGAGCCGCUGUCCCACUGGGAGCUCGAUCAGCGACUGGACCGGGCAGUGGAGGAGAUGCUGGAGGCUGACCUGGUGGCGCAGGUUCAGGAGCAGGAGCAGUCUGCCUCUGUCACCCUGCAAGAGUCUCAACAAGAGGAUUCAACGCCUCCAAAUAAGGCGCAGGCAGCGACUCCUCGGCUGUUAGAGUCAGGGACACCUGCUUGCGCCUUGCAGCGUUCACAUGCUACUGAAGUCAUGGAGGCAAAUCCUACCGUACAGUAUGUGACAAAUUUUCUGCAAAGCUCCAACACGAGCUACAGCAAGAACCGAUUGUCUGGAAGAGCUCGACUGUCCCUGUCUCACACUGUCCUCCUGUCCCUCACCCUCCUGUCCAAACGCAUCAGCUAUCGCAGCGUGUCCUCGAGUUUCCAUCUGGAGAAGGGGAAUAUCCACAGGAUCUUCUUUUCUUUCUGUGAUCAAGUGAUCGCACAAAAGGAUCGGCUCAUUCAGUGGCCUAUAGGACAGGAGGCCCUACAACAUCUGCUUCCUUUCUCCAGUUGGCUGGGUCGCAAUGAAGGUCUGGAAAAGAGAGGUCUUCCUCGAGUGCUCGGGGUGCUGGGUGACACACGCAUCCCCAUCCGCCUUCCCGCUGGCAAACCGGACAGCGAGAGCGAGGCUCCGGAAGCCAAGAGACUUAAGAACGAACCACAUCCAGAUUCAUGGCUGAACUUGGAAUUGGUCUGCAAUGACAAGGGCCGCUUCAUUUACUGCCACAUCAGCAAAGGCUCAGAAAAAGACAGAGGAAGUGCGUUAGCUGAAAGGCUUCAGCAACACCCAGAGAUGGUGCCUCCAGGGACCUGCCUGAUAGCCGGAGUUGGAUACCCGCUCACAGAACAAAUACUUACUCCGUUUUCAACAGGUCGAAACCCACAGGAAAACCUCUACAACAGAUCAUUGGAAACCCAUUUAGGCCGAUUCAACCAGGUUGUGGCGGACCUAAAAGAGCGAUUCCAGAAACUGAGAUAUUUGGAUAUGGGGAAUUAUGAUAGGGCAAAAGCUGUGGUUCUGACUGCUUGUAUAUUACACAAUGUUUUUCUGGACAUGGGGGACGUGACAAAGGGUCUGAUAGAGAGAAGCAUAGUGGAAGUUGUGAAGGAGUUAAACAAAGAUGCUGCUGGGGUCAAAAUGAGGGAGACUGUAGUCAAUCUUCUCUAUAGUGCGUUGGAAUCGGGAGCACAAUAAGAUUUUGACACUGAUUCGCAUAUUUAAAGGGACACUUCACCCAAAAAUGAAAACUUUGUCAUUUACUCACCCUUAUUUCAUUCCAAACCUGACUUUAAUUCAUCUUCAGAACACAGAUUAUUUUUAUUAUUACAGAUAUUUUUAAAAUUCUCUCAUUUUCAUUGAAAGUACAUGCAUCAUAAGUACAUGCAUCUAGCCAUUUACUUCAAAUCUUCUGAAGAGGCACGAUCAAUUAACAUGACAAACAUAAUUAAGUUAGGCUAACAAAUUAAAUGGAUAAAAGCCUAAAUUAAAUCUUCAGAUGUCUCUUCAGAAUAUUUGAAUUCAAUUACUCAAUUCAUAUGGAUUUCUUUUCGGGUGUCUUUACAAACUUUCUGAUCAAUCCAAGUUUUGGUUACCUGGACUUUCAAUGGAGGGACACGUGUUUUUAAGAUGAACGAAAGUCUUACGAGUUUGGAAUGACAUGAGGGCGAGUAAAUGAUAGAAUUUUAAUUUUUGGGUGAACUAACCCUUUAAAGCUCUGAUAUAGACCUAGUUUAACAAAAGCAGUGUGUGGAAAACCUGUUAAACUUUUAUACUGAAAUUCUGUGUGUAAAUAAUAGAUAUUUGGGGGUUUGAGAAAAAGCCUUGCAGAAAUGUUUUGAUGAACACGUUGCAUGAUUUUUAUUAAAACACAAAAAUACAAUGUA